This is a messenger RNA of Mycosarcoma maydis (corn smut), 390 nucleotides long. RefSeq lists its product as uncharacterized. The record is from RefSeq and is a predicted model, not a curated record. Lineage: Eukaryota; Fungi; Basidiomycota; Ustilaginomycetes; Ustilaginales. The coding region runs from base 1 to 390 and encodes 129 amino acids. The transcript has a single exon.
AUGAAGCUUACUACGUCGUUGCUCGCUCUUGGCGCUCUGCUUGUUGGUACAGCGUCCACCGAGGCUGCUGCAGUCGAGCGCCCUGGUCCGUGGUCCGAAAUUCACCACAAGAACUCGAUCAAGCACUUUAAGAUGUUUGCCGCACCCUCCGGUUCCGACCUGCGCUCGCAGAAGCCCGUAUACGACAAGUGCGACGUCAAGUUCCCCUCGAACAAGGACUACAUGUACAAGUACUUUGCUGACUCGCACCUACUCGAGUUCCAGAAGCUGGGCCGUCACACGGUAGGAAUCAACUGCCCCAGCUGCUCUCCCCAGGAAGCCGGCAACCUUUACCUCACCAAGUUCAACGUGUACUUUGAAUGCCGUAGCCUCGACCAGCGCACUGGUUAG